Molecule: messenger RNA, 177 nt
Organism: Debaryomyces hansenii CBS767
Lineage: Eukaryota; Fungi; Ascomycota; Pichiomycetes; Serinales; Debaryomycetaceae
Product: DEHA2G06512p
Exons: 1
Coding region: 1-177 (58 amino acids)
Source: RefSeq, a predicted model, not a curated record
AUGCAUUGUAUGAAAUCCGGAGAGCAUAGAGCUAUUACCGAAAAAGCUUACGAAUACGUUAAUUCAGCCGAAGAAGGCCUAAAGUACAAUAGCAUCCCCACGAAAUGUUUGAAAACAUACUCAACUUGUAAAAUUCCGAUACGGGAGCGUCUUUGGUUUAGCAUUGUUGUUACAUGA